Prunus dulcis (almond) is the source of this 1544-nucleotide messenger RNA. Its product is annotated as 3,5-dihydroxybiphenyl synthase-like. The transcript is spliced from 2 exons. Gene Ontology annotation, molecular function: acyltransferase activity, transferring groups other than amino-acyl groups. NCBI's taxonomy places the organism in Eukaryota, Viridiplantae, Streptophyta, Magnoliopsida, Rosales, Rosaceae. The record is from RefSeq and is a predicted model, not a curated record. Gene Ontology annotation, biological process: polyketide biosynthetic process. The coding region runs from base 96 to 1268 and encodes 390 amino acids.
CUUUCAUCUUAUUUUGCAACCUUCAAACGACCCUUAGCCUUUUUGUUUCCAGUUUUGAAGCCAUCCAAUCCAACCAACCCUAUAUACGGCCAGCGAUGUCUGUGAGUAAGAUUGAAGCCAAGAGUCCGGCGGCAAUACUAGCCAUUGGGACGGCAAACCCAGCCAACUGUUACUACCAACAAGAUUAUCCUGAUUUCCUAUUCCGAGUUACCAAUAGUAACCAUAUGACAGAAUUGAAAGACAGGUUCAAGCGCAUAUGUGAAAAAUCAAACGUAAAGAAGCGUUAUCUUCACAUCACGGAAGAGAUCCUAAAGGCAAACCCAAACAUAUGUCGCUACAAGGCAACCUCACUGGAUCCACGUCAGGACAUGAUGAUUCCAGAGGUACCCAAGCUUGGCAAGGAAGCGGCAUUGAAGGCCAUCGAAGAGUGGGGCCAGCCCAUUUCAAACAUCACACAUCUCAUCUUCUGCACAUCUUCCUGCGUCGACAUGCCUGGCGCCGACUUUCAACUCGUCAAGCUCCUCGGCCUUGACCCCUCUGUCAACAGAUUCAUGAUCUACCAACAAGGCUGCUUCGCUGGUGGGACUGCCCUACGUCUUGCCAAGGACGUCGCAGAAAACAACCCUGGUGCACGCGUUCUGGUGGUGUGCUGUGAGAUCACAGCUAUGUUUUUUCAAGCACCCACUGAGAGCCAUGUGGAUGUUUUGGUAGGACAGGCUUUGUUUGCAGAUGGUGCGUCGGCUUUAAUUGUUGGUGCCAAUCCUGACCCCAAAAUCAACGAACGCCAGGUGUAUGAGAUUAUGUCAACGAGAGAGACUAUUGUCCCAUACUCGGAGCAUGGCGUGGUGGUACACGUGCGUGAAAUGGGUUGCGAGUAUUAUCUUUCACCAGAUGUGCCAAAGUUGGUUGAUGCAAACAUUGAGGAGAUUUUCGUAAAAUUGUUUAGCGAAAUUGAUGGGAUAAAUAAUGAUUGGAACUCGUUGUUCUAUUGCAUCCACCCUGGUGGACCGGCCAUUUUAGACAAGGUUGAAGAAAAACUGGGUCUGAAUGAGGAGAAGCUGAGAGCAACCAGGCAUGUAUUGAGGGAGUAUGGGAACAUGGGAGCUCCAUCUGUUUUUUUUAUUCUCGAUGAGAUGAGGAAGAAGUCAAUGGAGAAAGGAAAAGCCACGACUGGUGAAGGGCUGGAAUGGGGUGUUCUGAUUGGGAUCGGGCCAGGGCUAACCGUGGAGACUGUUGUACUGCGUAGUGUCCACAUUGCUGCCUGCUAAUUAAGUCCUUAAUUACUGAUCAUGAAUUAAGGGCGAGUUUGGUAUUACUAUAAUGUUAAAAUAAUCUCUCUCAAAUUUGCUAUAAGAGAGAGCAGUUUGGUGCUUGGUAAACUUAUUGUUAUAAGUGUUGUUUGUAUAAUAAUCAGUUUCUAAGUGUUUGGUAAAUAUUUGUGUGGAAGUGUUGUGAGCUGUGUAUAAUAAAUAAAAAGGGCAUUAUGUUGAAUGACUUUUAUGUUUAAGUGUUUGGUAAAAGGAAAUGCACUUUCACUUUAUUUU